AGGUAUGGUUUCCUAAUUAGAUGAGUGAUGUUCAUUAGCCUCCCCACAUUUGUUCUUUUAUAAUGACAAUAUAAAUGCAACAAUGACCGGACCAAAUAGCCUCACCCUUAACGAUGGCAAGGCUGGAAUGCAAGGAUUGGACAAGGAGCGUAUAAACAGAAUAAUUCGCGAGACAAGCAAAGGGUCCAAGUUCUUCCAACACGCCGAAAAGAAAGAAAAGGAAUUGAAGAACAAGGUUGAUAAAAUGUUGAAAGAAAGGGGUGAACUCACUGAGCAGAUGAUAAAGCAGAGUGAGCUUGAGUUAGACGGAGUUCUUGCGCGGCUCGAGAGCGCUCGUGACUUAACACGUGACAUUGUGCACGUGGACAUGGACGCGUUCUACGCUGCCGUGGAGAUGAGAGACAAUCCUGCUCUCAAAGAUGUUCCCAUGGCAGUAGGGGGUUCAGCUAUGUUGUCGACCUCCAACUACCUAGCCCGGCGUUUUGGCGUGAGAGCAGCGAUGCCAGGCUUCAUAGCAAAGAAACUGUGUCCAGGGCUUGUGAUAGUGCCCGGUCAUCAUGAAAAGUAUAGUGCUGUAAGCAGUCAGGUCAUGGAGAUUAUUGGCAAGUUCACCUCAGAGUUCGCCGCGAUGAGUCUGGAUGAGGUGUACUGUGACUUGACAGAUGUCGUCCAGAACAGAACAGUAUCACCAGAGGAGUGUCCUGAGCAUGGGGAACCACCACUUUUUAAUAAUCUGAAUGGAUCCCACACUCCAAAUAAUGAUGAGGUCUCUAAACCUCUAGUAGCUGGAGAUGAGGUCUCUAAACCUGGAGCAGCUAGAGAUGAGGUCUCUAAACCUGGAGCAGCUAGAGAUGAGGUCUCUAAACCUGGCUUGUGUUGGUGUCGAAGGGAGAGGGUGGUGUGGAAUGUUGUGGAAGAGAUGAGGAGGGAGAUAGAGACAACUACUCAGCUCACAGCCAGUGCGGGAUUGAGUUGCAACACAUUUCUAGCUAAAGUUUGUUCUGAUCUCAAUAAACCUAACGGACAGUAUUUCUUACCGUCUGAUCGCGAGACUAUCAUGGACUUCGUCGCAGAGCUCGAAAUAAAAAAGGUUCCAGGUAUCGGUAGAGUCCAACAAGCCUACCUCUCAGCGCUCGGUGUUAACAAGGUCUCAGAUCUGAUAACCCACCGUGGGACUCUUGCUCACUUGUUCACUCCCGCCACAGUUCACUCUUAUCUCUAUACCGCUCUCGGACUUGGUUCCAAUCAGGUAUCAUCAGAUGAAGGUAGGCGGAGUAUAAGUACAGAGAACACUUUCUCCGAUACCAAUGUGAACACUGGAAAUAACAAACUGACACCAGAGAUUGUGGUUAUGUUGUCUGAGUUAUCAGAAACCCUCGCGAACAGACUUAAAGCUGAGAAUCUAGCGGGGGAGACAGUGAGUGUAAAGAUGAAACUAGCCACAUUCGAGAUAUUACAGAGGUCACGUACGCAGUCCCACGCUGUCAGCACAAAAGAGGAGAUUGAGUUCACGGCUAGGGAGUUGCUUUGUCAGCUGGUGAAGGAACUGCUCGAGAUUAAACCUCCCGGACACCGCCUCUCUGCUAGACUUCUCGGAGUGCGAGUAAAUAAGUUCGUGACCUCCACCAAACAAAGCUCCCUCCUCUCCUUCACACGAAACAGCUCCUCAAACUCCAACAAAACCUGGAGCUGUCCCGUGUGUGGGACCUGUCUUCCCGCUCAGAUAGUCUCCUUUAAUAAACAUGUAGACUCUUGCAUCGUCAAGGGAGAUGUUGUUGAACCAGAUAAUGCAAUGUCUGAAGUUAAGGAGGCACCGAAUAUUAUCAAACCUGUGUCAGGGCUGCAACAAAAUCACAGCGAUAAGGGUUCAGGAGUGAGUAUUACGCUAUCGUCUAUUAAAUCGGGGGAUAUGGGAGCUUCAGCUUCAGAUCAGAGAGGAAAGAAACGGAAAUCUUCAGAAGAAGGACCAGCUCUUCAGAAAUUCAUCGAUAAAAGAUGGACGUGUCCGAUCUGCUGCAAACUCGUCUCCUCAGAUUUAACUACUUUUAACCUUCACAUCGACCGCUGUCUUAACAAAGGUCAGCAAUCCCAACAAUCCAGCAGCUCGGACAAAAGACAAAGAACUGACGAGCAAUCCGAGGCUGGCGAUCAAAAACAAUCUUUGUUUAAAUAUUUUAAACGCACGAGUUAAUCAUAUUAAACCUCUUUCUAUUUUUAAAUGCUACUUUUACUUUGUGUGAUGUUCCGGUUUAUUAAAUGUGAUAAUAAUUUAUUUAUAUUUGAGUUUUCAGUCAAUAUGUUUAUGUGCAUACUAACUGUAUUUAUUUUAAAAUCUUCGGGAUAAAUUGUUAUGAUUAUUAUAUGAAAACUUGAUUUUUACUUGUGAUUUAGAA
Messenger RNA from Bolinopsis microptera, 2393 nucleotides. Its product is annotated as DNA polymerase kappa-like. NCBI's taxonomy places the organism in Eukaryota, Metazoa, Ctenophora, Tentaculata, Lobata, Bolinopsidae. Bases 83 to 2191 code for a protein of 702 amino acids. Gene Ontology annotation, molecular function: damaged DNA binding; DNA-directed DNA polymerase activity. The transcript has 12 exons. Gene Ontology annotation, biological process: error-prone translesion synthesis. Gene Ontology annotation, cellular component: nucleus. The record is from RefSeq and is a predicted model, not a curated record.